AUGGAACUCGUCGUUCGUUCAGGAAUACUAAUAGAGGCUAAUCACACGCUUGAGAGUCAGAUUGAGUUACAAGGCCUGUCGAAAGCUCCGCAAUGUUUGCUAAUGUUUGGUGACAAGUCCAGCUUCAGAAUUGAGUUUCAACACAGCCUAGAACUACCGCUUAUAGAGAAGAGUGGGGUGACUUCGUAUCGAAAGGAUACGUUACAAAAACGAAUAAGCCUCAUCAAUUCAAUUGCUCCGGACUGUGGGCUACUUGGCGUUAUGUUUCUAGUCCAACAGAAUUAUGACUUGAAACGUCUUGUAGCCGAGUUAUUACAAAAUUUACCACACCUUUACUGUUUCUUCACAUACGCUGUAUCCGUCGAAGACCUUGAUCUCAAGUGCUAUCAAAUCGAAGAGCCCGGAGCUCAAAUACCUUACAUCCUUUCAAACAGUGAUACUUUUCUAUCGGCAAUCGAUAACGCUCGCCCUAAAUCUACAGCACAGAAUACCGAGGAGUUUGAAGAACAAGAAGAUUUUAAGAAAAAGCUCAUUCAAAGAGUGGACAUAAUGAUACGAUACUUGGAGAACGGACAGAUUACAGAUGAGAUAUUGAGAAGAAUAAACCUGUUGGUUUUGCAGCUGAAGAAAACGCCAACUGAAGACAUCGACCAACAAGUGAUGGAAAAGGAAAUUGAAUUACAGACGUUGAAUAUCAUAUGUGACCAAUGGGAGAGUGCUCAAACGCUAAAAAAAAUCCCGAACUAG
Lachancea nothofagi CBS 11611 is the source of this 747-nucleotide messenger RNA. The record is from the annotation of a GenBank genome assembly. NCBI's taxonomy places the organism in Eukaryota, Fungi, Ascomycota, Saccharomycetes, Saccharomycetales, Saccharomycetaceae.